Molecule: messenger RNA, 503 nt
Organism: Erinaceus europaeus (western European hedgehog)
Lineage: Eukaryota; Metazoa; Chordata; Mammalia; Eulipotyphla; Erinaceidae
Gene: SH2D1A
Product: SH2 domain containing 1A
Exons: 4
Coding region: 46-432 (128 amino acids)
Biological process (GO): cell-cell signaling; cellular defense response
Cellular component (GO): cytoplasm
Source: RefSeq, a predicted model, not a curated record
CCCUCUACAGUCUCACAACUCGCUUACCCCAGAGCCCAGCAGGUCAUGGAUGCAGUGACUGUGUACCAUGGCAAAAUCAGCCGGGAAACCGGGGAGAAGCUUCUGCUUGCUACGGGCUUGGACGGCAGCUAUUUGCUGAGGGAUAGCGAGAGUGUCCCCGGCAUGUACUGCCUGUGUGUUCUGUAUCAAGGUUACAUUUAUACAUACCGAGUGUCCCAGACAGAAACAGGUUCUUGGAGUGCUGAGACAGCACCUGGGGUACAUAAACGAUUUUUCCGGAAAAUAAAAAAUCUUAUUUCAGCAUUUCAGAAGCCAGACCAAGGGAUUGUAAUACCUCUGCAAUAUCCAGUUGAAAAGAAUGCCUUGGUGAGAAAUACACAAGGUACUGCAGGGCGAAGAGAAAACCCUGAUGUUUGCCUCAAAGCACCAUGAAGAGAAAUAAAACACUGUGUACCCUAUUUUCAAUAAUUUAAUAAAUGCUGUCAUAUAUUGUAGAUAACACA